Molecule: messenger RNA, 552 nt
Organism: Peronospora matthiolae
Lineage: Eukaryota; Oomycota; Peronosporomycetes; Peronosporales; Peronosporaceae
Source: the annotation of a GenBank genome assembly
AUGACGUGUGGGAAGCUCUUUGUUCAAUCGUGCAACUUGCUGUGGUUUCCAAGCACCGUCUAUCUAUUGUGUGCCGCGCGGCCGGAAAUUGCGGGCAUGAAGCACUCGACAACUUUCAAUCUUGUGAUCCAGCGCCCGCGCAUUGCUGGUGGAACUUUGAUCAUCCCGCUCGACUCGACCGUAACCCUCGCUGAAGCGUUCAGCAACGACACAGACCGUCACGUCCUUCGUCUCCAGUACGGAUCAAACGGCAAGCAUCUCAACAUGCGGUCGUCGAGCUCGCAGGAGCAUCAGCGAUGGUUGAUCGCCAUCACUGCUGCGAUGUCGCCACCCUUUCACCCUGACAACGGAGCUACUUCCAGUACUGGAAGUGUGCCGAAACGGACCAUCCGCUCCCGAAUGACUAAGCGCACGAAGAAAGCGCAGUCAGCUUCCCAGUCUACUCCAAGACAGCGUGGUUGUUCGAUUCGACGCGUGAUACGACAGAACGUCCCAGCAGCCAUGCAGGUCUUCCUCACUUUCGGCCAGAUCAUUGCAUCUGCGGCUAAGUAA